Messenger RNA from Tachysurus fulvidraco (yellow catfish), 3239 nucleotides. Its product is annotated as 5-hydroxytryptamine receptor 2C. Bases 1 to 1284 code for a protein of 427 amino acids. The record is from RefSeq and is a predicted model, not a curated record. Gene Ontology annotation, cellular component: membrane; dendrite. NCBI's taxonomy places the organism in Eukaryota, Metazoa, Chordata, Actinopteri, Siluriformes, Bagridae. Gene Ontology annotation, biological process: G protein-coupled receptor signaling pathway, coupled to cyclic nucleotide second messenger; chemical synaptic transmission. The transcript has 4 exons. Gene Ontology annotation, molecular function: neurotransmitter receptor activity; G protein-coupled serotonin receptor activity.
AUGGCUUCAUUACACUGUGUUUAUCCCAACAACCAGACCCAUUCUGGAUCCAACUAUUCGGGACUGGUAACCGGUUGCUCGAGUACAGGAAAGAACUGGCCUGCUUUGGUCAUUCUGGUCAUUAUCUUCUUCACCGUUGGUGGGAAUAUUUUAGUGAUACUGGCAGUGUCCUUGGAGAAGAAGCUGCAGAAUGCUACAAACUUUUUCUUGCGCUCUCUGGCAGUAGCAGACCUGCUGGUGGGAGUCCUGGUCAUGCCAGCAUCACUCAUAAACAUCUUCUAUAAUAAAUCGUGGCCUCUGCCCCAUGUGUUGUGCCCCAUGUGGAUUUUCCUGGAUGUGUUCUUCUGCACUGCCUCCAUCAUGCACCUGUGUGCCAUUUCUUUGGACCGCUACAUCGGCAUCCGCAGCCCCAUCCAGCACAGCCGCACCAACUCGCCCUACAGGGCCAUGACCAAGAUCAUUGCAGUCUGGACCAUCUCCAUGGCUAUCUCCUUGCCCAUCCCUGUCAUCAGCCUGCAGAAUGAACAGAAGGUUCUGGUGAAUGGCAGUUGCGUCCUCACUGAGCCUCGCUUCAUAAUUGUGGGUUCCUCUGUGGUGUUCUUCCUCCCACUAAUAAUCAUGGUUGUCUGCUACUGCCUGACCAUGCGGGUGCUCCAGCAGCAUCUGGCCAACUUUUCCACUGAGCACAGGAACUGCACUAACAGCAAGCAGCCAUCACCUCAACCCAGCCUCCUGACUGUUGAUCCAUCUUCUCGUUCUAAUUCCCCAAGCAAAGGGGUGUUGCAGCACCUCAGCCCUCCACUGAGGGUCCGUGAGUGCACAGGUUCACGAGGUCAGGGGAAACGACGCAUAGCUCAGGCUAUCCAGAAUGAACGCAGGGCCUCUCAGGUCUUGGGUGUGGUGUUUUUCCUUUUCCUGGUCAUGUGGUGUCCGUUUUUUGUCACCAACGUGAUAAUUGCAUUGUGCCAAGGUGGAUGCAGUAAACGCUUGCUCGGACUAAUGGACAUUUUGGUUUGGGUGGGCUAUGUUUCCUCAGGAGUCAACCCCCUCAUCUACACCCUAUUCAACAAGAGCUAUCGCCAUGCCUUCUCCCGUUACCUGCGCUGUAGCUAUCAUAAACAGGCUAAAGCUUUGAUCAGCAACUCUGCAUGUCAUGUUUAUUCUGUUACACCCACCCCUGUGCUGUGUGAGAGGAGCUUCAAUUCAGGGUUUAGUGGCUUCAGUCAGGGACACCAACAAGGCAAGAUGCUGAAAGAAGGUGUUAGUAAGCAGCCAAGUAACUGAGAACAUUUAUCUAGUCUCUAGUCAAAUAACUACAGUGAUGUUAAACACUCAAUGCCCAACAUAACUAUGUAGCUUCUAUUGUUCUAGCUAGUUAGGCUAUUCUAACAUUAACUUGCUGCAAAUUGUUAGCAGCUACCAGCCAAAGAUAGCGUCUUCAUGUGGACUGAGCGAUUUCAGUAGAACAUUAUGGUUCAUAUCUUCUGUUUGAACUCUGCUUUAUGUCUCUUCUGUACACUUCUUAGCUGUGAGAGUGAGACACGAUGGUGAUCCAGCAGAAACUGGGUGUGAAUUUUUCCUGUGAAUCUUGGAAGCUUCAUCUUUACAUAAAAAUAUUUAUAUCUGAGAUUUCUUUCCAAUGUUCUGAUUCUUUAGAAUCUCUAAAUUUGUAACUUAGCAUGAUAUGUUUUUGAAAAAUAUAUGCAGUUAUUAAAUACCCCACAGAAUCAACUGCAGUUAUGAUCUGUUUAGAAUUCAAAUAUAUAUGAAGCUUAUAUUCAAAGACAUUUCUCAGCUUCCCAGCUCCAUCUUCACACUUCUAUUGUUUCUCCUUUAUUUGCCUUAAUCUCAGCUGAUUAUUGUUGGGUGAGUCAACAGGUUGGCUGCUGUAUUGCUCUACUUUUAACUGUGAUGAAUCUUUCUUGGAGGAUUAAUGUACUUUUACAUUCAUGAAUAAUAAAGAGGGUUCUCCAGUUGAUAAAUUCAUGGCUACACAGACGCUAUAAACAGUAUGGUGUAGCCAUCAUCAAUAAUUUAUGGUAACACAAUGAGAAUUUGAUCAGACAUAUAUCUGAGCACGGCUUCGAAAUGCCCUCAGAGAUCACAUUAAUCAGAGGCAGAGUUAAUGAAGAAGAAGGAGGAGAUCGUGCGCGAUGUUCUACAUGGCAGCUCAAGUGAGUUACUUGAAUGUUUUUUACUCUGAACUCGUCAUUUUGAAAUCACGUCAUCACAUGAAAUCAGCAGACAGCAGUGACAUCAUCCAGCCGUCAUCCAUAACCUUCACACAGAAUGCAGCUGAAAACAGACCAAAAACAUUUCCUUUAGAGACACAACUGCGUUCCAACACUAGCAGAAGGACUGUGCAAGUACUCCUACUUCCUACCUUCACAGAUGUCUUGAUUCUUGCCUUGUUCUUCAGAUUGAUUUUGUCAGUAAAAGAUUUAUAUUUUUAUUUUGGUUUUAUUCUGAACAAAGGUUGAUGUUCCACAUUAUACAACUGAACGCUGCAUUGAACCAGAAAUGUGUAUUUUCUGUUCAGAACAUUUUCAGAGCUCGCAGUGGGAUUUGUUGUUGUAGAAGUACAGAUUUUCCUGUGGUGAGAAAUCAUUCAAUUUAACACAUAAAAAUAAAGUUUUCCGAGUGAUUCAGUUGCGUUCAAAUAAAAAGGAAAGAAAGAAAUGUUUUCUUGGUAUUUUAGUAUUGGGUCUCAUUUUAUAAGAGUUUCUUUUACACUGUUGAUCCAGAAUGUGCAGAAUUACAUGGAAGCACCAUUUAAGUUAUCUGAAUAGUUUUGUAAAGAAUUCUGUUAUUUUGCUAGUAGCAUAAUGACCAGGAUCCAGUCAGUUAGCACUAUGUCUCUGUCAGUUAGCACUAUGUCUCUGUCAGUUAGCACUAUGUCUCUGUCAGUUAGCACUAUGUCUCUGUUAGUUAGCACUAUGUCUCUGUCAGUUAGCACUAUGUCUCUGUCAGUUAGCACUAUGUCUCUGUCAGUUAGCACUAUGUCUCUGUCAGUUAGCACUAUGUCUCUGUCAGUUAGCACUAUGUCUCUGUCAGUUAGCACUAUGUCUCUGUUAGUUAGCACUAUGUCUCUGUUAGCUUUCAUUCACUAUAAUGCUAUUAAAUAUAAAACUGUAGAUUUACACUGUAGCUGAGACGUUACAGAGGACCUCUCUCUCUCUCUCUCUCUCUCUCUCUCUCUCUCUGUCUCUCUCUCUCUCUGUCUGUCUGUCUGUCUGUCU